Molecule: messenger RNA, 348 nt
Organism: Penicillium hordei
Lineage: Eukaryota; Fungi; Ascomycota; Eurotiomycetes; Eurotiales; Aspergillaceae
Exons: 2
Coding region: 1-348 (115 amino acids)
Source: RefSeq, a predicted model, not a curated record
AUGAUCAUCUCUCAAUUUCGCACUUCUCCUCUUCUUCUCUUCCCCCCCUUUAGCUUCCUCUGGCAGGUCUCCAAAGUUCUUGCUUAUCACUCUUCGAUCUGUUCAUCGCGACUAGUACUAUUGAUAUCCGGUAUUUCUUUCACCUCCCCACCAGAUUGUGGCUUAUCUUUCGAGAAGUAUAAAGAACUGACACUCCUCAAAAUCCUCGAUUCAGUCUCAUCUGUACUUGAUUCUUGGCUGGUCCUGGUCUCGACAAUACCUAAACCGCCUAAUACCCUAAUUCUGCGACUUGUUCUUGGCCCGCCUAUCUCAAGGUCGCACACCCCUCUGUCGCCGUUCAACUAUUAG